Didymosphaeria variabile is the source of this 969-nucleotide messenger RNA. RefSeq lists its product as uncharacterized. The transcript is spliced from 2 exons. The record is from RefSeq and is a predicted model, not a curated record. Gene Ontology annotation, molecular function: ATP binding; protein serine/threonine kinase activity. NCBI's taxonomy places the organism in Eukaryota, Fungi, Ascomycota, Dothideomycetes, Pleosporales, Didymosphaeriaceae. Gene Ontology annotation, biological process: peptidyl-threonine phosphorylation; peptidyl-serine phosphorylation. Bases 1 to 969 code for a protein of 322 amino acids.
AUGUCGCCAAGAAUCAGAUCACAGUUUAUAGACGCGCAAAGAUUGGUGUUGACCAAGGCUUUAAACGUUGAGAAAGGGAAGCAUUGCCAUUUUCGAAGCGAAGAUGAUAUCCCACUCCAACGAAUCGCCGAGCUAGGCAAGGGGGGCUUUAGCUAUGUUGACCAGGUACGGAGUACUAUCAGCUACAACGAGUAUGCCAGGAAACUUAUUUCGCGUGGUCGAACCUUUCCCAAGGAUCAAAAAGUGUUGAAGGAAUUCGAAAGGGAACUAGGCACGUUGAAGAAGUUAUCCCACUUGCAUAUCGUGAAACUCGUUGGCAGCUACACAGAUCCAAGAUAUGUCGGACUCAUCCUGUCCCCCGUCGCAGACUGCAACCUCAAACAGUUCCUGAACCGCGACCCCUUAUCCCCAGCAGAUCGAUCAUUCCUCCCGACCUUCUUUGGCUGCUUGGCAUCUGCCCUUAAGUAUUUACAUGAGAAGCGUAUCCGCCAUCGAGACAUCAAGCCUCAGAACAUCCUCGUCAAAUCGCACCAGGUCCUCCUCACGGACUUCGGUAUAAGCCGGGAUUGGUCGAAUUCAGAACACAGCACCACAGAAGGGCCCACAAUCAAAACCCUACGAUAUAGCGCUCCCGAAGUCGCCGCUGAGAUGCCACGUAAUUCCUCCUCAGAUAUCUGGUCGCUAGGCUGCGUCUACUUAGAGAUCUGGACGGUCAUGUGCGGGAACUUGAACGAAUUGACUUCUCACAUGGAGGCUUCAGGCACGAUGUCGAAUCUUUAUUAUCGGAACUUAGAGGCUGUCUCGUCAUGGUCCGAUAUAUUGCUUUCCAAAGCUGGGGAUGAGGGGCUGCACAAACCCUACGUCUGGAUUCAGUCAAUGCUGAGAGAGAGAAAGCUGACCGGCGUUGGAGCGUCCAUUGUCUCUUUGACCACAUACAGGAGGCCAACGCUGAUCGGAACGUUUCAAUGA